AUGGCUGCCCCAGAAGACGAAGUGUUGGACGGUUACAUGUACCCCGCGUGCACCCCUUACUCAUACCCCUACCCGCCGGCCGCCAAGGGCAAGGUCACGGCGGGAGGGGGCGGGUGGCGGCACCGCAGCAGGGCCUACCUUCCCGCUUCCUCCUCCUCGGUGGGGGUAGCCUCGACGUCUUUCCCCGGCUACGGGCAGCUGAUGGCCGCCGAGUACUUCGACAGCUACCAGCGGGCGCAGCUCAUGGCCCUCCUGUCCCAGGUGAGCCCCGGCCUCGCCCCCCGGCACCGCAGGGCCAGCAGCCGCGACGUGGGUGUGCAGGUGAACCCACGCCGCGAUGCCUCGGUGCAGUGUUCGCUGGGGCGGCGCACGCUGCUGCGCAGGGCCGGCGACCCCGGCCUCUCGACCCGCCCGGGCGCCGAGGGCGCGGGCGGCGGCGGCUUGGUUUCCCCGCAGUCGGCUCGCCGGGGCCCAGAACAGGGCAGUCCGUCAAGCGGCGCCCCGCGGGCCGUGCGCUUCCCGCGCACGGUCGCGGUGUACUCCCCGGUGGUCUCCCGCCGCCUCACCACCUUCCUCGAGGGAACCGAGGCCGCAGCAGCGGGAGCCGGCGAGCAGAAGACCCGGGCGCUCGAGGGAAAGCGAGGGCCGUCCCCGAGGCCCGAAAGUCCGGAGCAGGGCGCGCCGUCGGCGAGGAAGGCGCCCCAGUGGCCGCAGUCCGAGGAAGACGACGACGACGACGACGAGGCACAGGCCGCGGUGCGAGCGAGCUGGGAGCAGCCUGCCGACGGGGACGUACCGCUGCUGCAGGAGGCCCGGGGAGGUGUCGCGGCCCCGAGGAGCCCUGAGCCGGCGAACAGGGCUGAGGAUGACGAGGAUGCGGCCGUCGCGGGAGAGAGGUCGUCGCCGCCGCGGAGCCCCGAGCCGAGCAAGGAGCGCCUGCGUUUCCAGUUCUUAGAGCAGAAGUAUGGCUAUUAUCACUGCAAGGACUGCAACAUCCGAUGGGAAAGUGCAUAUGUGUGGUGUGUACAGGGCACUAACAAGGUUUACUUCAAGCAAUUUUGCAGAAGUUGUCAGAAGUCUUAUAACCCUUACAAAGUGGAGGAUAUCAUCUGUCAAAGUUGUAAACAGACGAGAUGCUCCUGCCCAGUAAAACUUCGCCAUGUCGACCCUAAGAGGCCCCAUCGACAAGAUUUGUGUGGGAGAUGCAAAGGCAAACGCCUCUCCUGUGACAGCACUUUCAGCUUUAAAUAUAUCAUUUAAACAAAUGUAAAAACGGUCCUGUGGAGCGCAGUAAUGGAGCAGACAAGUGAGCUUUUUUCCUCGCCCCUUCUCCUUUCUACCUCCCCCUUCUCAAAAUACUUCAUGAAAGGCAGUGUACUUUGACAAAGCCUUCAAAUAAAGGUAUUGCAACACAACUUAUAAAUUGCAUAAAAUCUUCAUGUUUUUAAAAAUAAAUUUUAGGAGAGCUUGUUUUGUGCUAACAGUCUGAGGCUGUCAACUUUACCAACUUCACCUUUAUUUUCCACAUUGGUUCAAUGCACAUGGUGUGCUGGGCUCUGAGCUAGGUAACAGUAGCUUGAGAAACAACUUAGGGGCUCACGGACAUGAGGUUUACA
Molecule: messenger RNA, 1616 nt
Organism: Loxodonta africana (African savanna elephant)
Lineage: Eukaryota; Metazoa; Chordata; Mammalia; Proboscidea; Elephantidae
Gene: ZAR1
Product: zygote arrest 1
Exons: 4
Coding region: 1-1260 (419 amino acids)
Biological process (GO): translation
Cellular component (GO): cytoplasm
Source: RefSeq, a predicted model, not a curated record